AUGGCGAAGUACUUUGAACUCAAAAAAUCAUUUGCCAUGAUUGCCGCCAGGGAACUCUCCUCCAGAGAGAAGCCCUCACCCAAACCUUCCACGAGGCCAUUGACUUUCACAUCAAGAAAGAAACAAAGGUUAAAUUUCAACUUAGACAAACUUUUAGCUACCCUCUCCUCCGUCGCCGCCACUGGCACUACGUUGUUCUACAACACCACAGCCGGUGGCAGCAACACCCCCGACACCGUCUACGGCCUCUUCAAUUGCCGUGGCGUCGUGCCACGUCAGGUGUGCCAAGAUUGCGUUGCGAGGGGAACCAAAGAGUUAUCCUCAAAGUGUGAGUUUGAGAAAGAGGGUAUGCUAUGGCGAGAUCAGUGUUUCGUUCGCUACUCCAACCGCUAUUUCUUCUCAGUAGUGGAGAAAGAACCGAUACUUGGGUUUUUCAACACGAUUAAUGUCACCACCAAUAACAACACGGACUUCAUUACGACACUAGCCAAAACGUUGACCCAAGUGGUAGCAGAGGCAGCCAAUUCUGGAGUCCCUGGUAACAAAAACUUUGCAACCAAAAAGGCAAGUCUUUCCCUUGUUGAGUCUCGGUCGCUGUACACUUGUGCUGAUUGCACAAGCGAUCUGUCCAGCAAAGAUUGCUACGCGUGCCUGCAUGAAGCAAUUAAUUCUAUACCGGGUGUUGUUUGGGAAAGGCUGGGGGAAGAGUUGGGUAUCCUAGCUGCGGAUUAA
This is a messenger RNA of Abrus precatorius (Indian licorice), 732 nucleotides long. Its product is annotated as cysteine-rich receptor-like protein kinase 25. NCBI's taxonomy places the organism in Eukaryota, Viridiplantae, Streptophyta, Magnoliopsida, Fabales, Fabaceae. The transcript has 2 exons. The record is from RefSeq and is a predicted model, not a curated record. Bases 1 to 732 code for a protein of 243 amino acids.